Molecule: messenger RNA, 557 nt
Organism: Suillus paluster
Lineage: Eukaryota; Fungi; Basidiomycota; Agaricomycetes; Boletales; Suillaceae
Product: hypoxia induced protein conserved region-domain-containing protein
Exons: 2
Source: RefSeq, a predicted model, not a curated record
GGAAAUGUCCGUUCAGUCAAUGUUGUCGGGAUUCGGGACAGGAAAGUUGCAUAACCACUUCCACCUCAACAUUUAUUUGUGAGAUUGUACGAUCAUCUGCAGUACCUUGCAUUCUCCCAGACUUACUGUCUGAGUACUCCUUUAUUUGUGUCACGGGCCAAGUAUUCAGGAUGUCCACCUCUCCUGCUGCUGUUCCGACUACCCCAAGUCUUCACACGGGGGAGUCUUAUCAAGAGAAGGCUUGGAGAAAAUUCAAGGAGCAACCAUUAGUCCCUGUCGGUACACUUGUGACGUGUGGUGCACUGAUAAUGGCUACGGUCAAAAUGAGACGCGGCGACUCCCAAUCUCUGAAUAAUUGGCUACGUGUUCGCGUCAUCGCUCAAGGUGCAACCAUCGCCGCUGUUUGUGCAGGAACCUAUGUACUGGGUUCAACUGUCGGCGACGAAACGAAAGAGACGAGACAACUCGACGAGAUACAGGCAAAUAGAGAAGCUCGUGCCGGCAGGGAGCGAAAGGAGUUCGAGGACCGCCUCAAAGUUGCGGAGAGGCAGUGGAAA